ACUGUGCCCUUCCAUGUGACCACGCCCCUGCUAGAGAGCUGGGCUUUGUCCCAGGUGGCGGGUACCACCAUCCUCCUUAAGUGUGAGAACGUGCAGCCGGUUGGCUCCUUCAAGAUCCGUGGCAUUGGGCACUUCUGCCAGGAGAUGGCCAAGAAGGGAUGCAGACACCUGGUGUGCUCCUCAGGGGGCAACGCGGGCAUUGCCGCCGCAUAUGCUGCUCGCAAGCUGGGCAUCCCUGCCACUAUCGUGCUCCCCGAGGGCACCUCCGCGCAUGUGGUGAGGAGGCUGCAGGGCGAAGGGGCCAAAGUCCAGCUGGCCGGAAAGGUCUGGGAUGAGGCUAAUCUGAGGGCCCAGGAGUUAGCCAAGAGGGAAGGCUGGGUGAAUGUCCACCCAUUUGACCACCCCCUGAUAUGGGAAGGCAAUGCCAGCCUGGUGCACGAGCUGAAGGCAGCCCUGGGAACCCCACCAGCAGCCCUGGUGCUGGCUGUGGGGGGUGGGGGACUCCUGCUUGGGGUGGCAACUGGCCUGGAGGAGGUGGGCUGGCAGCAAGUACCCAUUGUCGCCAUGGAAACCCGAGGGGCACACUGCUUCCAUGCAGCCAUCGAGGCAGGAGAACUGGUCACGCUGCCAGACAUCACCAGCGUGGCCAAGAGCCUGGGGGCCAAGACAGUGGCGGCCCAGGCCCUGCAGCGUGCCCGGGAGUGUGAGAUCCUGUCUGAGGUGGUAGAGGAUGCCGAGGCCGUGCAGGCCGUGCAACGGUUCCUGGAUGAUGAGCGCAUGCUGGUGGAGCCAGCUUGUGGGGCAGCCUUGGCCGCUGUCUACUCCGGCCUCCUGGGGAGACUGCAGGCUGAGGGCCGCCUACGCUCUCCCCCGGCUCCUGUGGUGGUCAUCGUGUGUGGCGGCAACAACAUUAACAGCCGAGAGCUGCAGGCUCUGAAGACGCAGCUGGGCCAGAGCUGAGGGGCCCCCCCGAGGACCCCCGACGGGCACGUUGACUCCAAGGUGUGGGGCAGUGGAAGCUGCCCUGUGUGCCUGGGCAGGCCACCUCCAAGGGGAAGCCCUCCUG
Messenger RNA from Ochotona curzoniae (black-lipped pika), 1066 nucleotides. It is a transcript of the gene SDSL, whose product is annotated as serine dehydratase like. The annotation marks the transcript as partial. Gene Ontology annotation, molecular function: threonine deaminase activity; L-serine ammonia-lyase activity; pyridoxal phosphate binding. NCBI's taxonomy places the organism in Eukaryota, Metazoa, Chordata, Mammalia, Lagomorpha, Ochotonidae. Gene Ontology annotation, biological process: L-threonine catabolic process; L-serine catabolic process. The transcript is spliced from 7 exons. The record is from RefSeq and is a predicted model, not a curated record.